Molecule: messenger RNA, 2802 nt
Organism: Sabethes cyaneus
Lineage: Eukaryota; Metazoa; Arthropoda; Insecta; Diptera; Culicidae
Exons: 2
Coding region: 1352-2692 (446 amino acids)
Biological process (GO): intracellular protein transport
Molecular function (GO): protein binding
Source: RefSeq, a predicted model, not a curated record
UGACACUUUGAAUAAGUAAUUGUUUUACAUAUAAGUCGCCGUGCACAGGAGAUCGGUUGUCCAUGAUGCCACAAAGUGGAGAAAUGUCGUCAUUCAAUCCAAUCUACUUAUCGUUGCGAAUGCAAAAGGCUUAAAACAAAUUAUUACAAAAGAAUGCUGAUAUAAUAGGAUAGACAUGGUAGUGUUGCAGAAAAAACUGAUAUUAAUUAUGGUUUGGCUUAUUUCGACAAGGUCAUUGCUAGAAUUAUUUCGUCGCAUUUUGUAUUGGCCAACUGUAAAACAAGAAAUAACACCCCACAAUGAGCUGCUUCCAACUUCAAGAUGAAAUUAUAUUGAUUUAAAUCAAUAGUUUUCGUACAGAAAGUCUAUCAGAAUUACCAUUAAUUUUUUUUCGAUUGCAAUUCUUCGGUUUUAAAUAAAUCCGUACAGAGUUUCUAUUUGGGUCAAGGUUCAAAACAAGUUCAAAGCAGUAAGGAAACGAAAUUUCGGUGUAUUAUUACGCAGCUGAACAAAUAUUUAAGUUCUUCAGUAAAUGUUAAGCAAAUAUUUCAUACGACGCAAAUCGCAGAAAAUCACCUCUUGCUUAUAUUUUGCUUUCCGCAGCGAUAAACAGGCAAACAUUGUCGUGCUGAAGCCGGAUCAGCCGGGCGAGGAGGUGGCAAAUACAGGCUGGCUGUUUGGCUGGAUUUAUACAUGAACCGUAUCAACUGAUAGUUUGACGAUUCGAGUGCUUAUUCAAUCAAUUCUCCAGUGGAAUGAUAUGGAAAAUCCUUGCAAAUUGCUUUCGCUACCAGUCUAUCCGAGAUGCUGAACUGAGCUGUGCUGCGAGACCUUCCUACUUGACAUUCAUCCCUCGUCCCCGUUCGUCCAUCCGGAGCAUGCGGUCAGCUCGUGGCAAGCAUUACGCUUCGGAGGCUCGUCUGUAGGAGGAGAAAAUUUCUCGUCCGAUCCAGCAGCUGACCGGGAGAUGCUGCUGCGGCGAUCGACCGAUGAUCUUGUUUACGAAAGGAAGGCCAAAAGAGAGAGCUCGCUAACUGCGCUGAAUGUUCGAUGCACGAUGAUGAUAGGAAACUUGCUUGACUACCUACGGUAUUUACAAUAGGCGAGGCGAGAUGCUGGUGUGUACGUGCGAAGCUAUACACAUACCUAACCGGCCGGUUUUUAUAUAUAUAGAGUGACUUCGGACCCGAAUGAGACAGUUCAACAGCAAUCGUGAAACCAUUUAGAUCGUUCGAUCGUGAUCGCGAGAGAAUACGCCAACAGAGUGAGACUUAACAGUCAAUGAUUUCCUAAAAGUUCAAGGAUAAAAGAAGAUAGGAAAAGUUAAGAGACGUUACCGCCAGAAACAAUAAUGGUUUCGAAAAUAUUUAAUACCUUCCAUAAAGCCCGAUUCAGUGGCAUCCGGAUAGUGCCGGCAAAUGCGCCGUCCUUGUAUCAGGAGUGCGUGAAAGUGUUUGUAGCUGAGGUUAACCGCAACAAUCAGAAUGGAAAGCGUAUUUCAGAGCUGCAAUUUUUGCCGACGGCAGCGCUUGUUAAUAUCUUCGAGGAGAUGUGCAAAUAUCCGGCGCUAAGAGAUGUGCUUCGGGAGGCGCUGUCGGAUCCGGUGUUAUUCAUGAGAAUUUUCACCGGCCACAACACCAACCAGUUGAUCGUGGACCAAUGUCUGCGGGAAGCAGGUUUAAGCGGAGAGCCGGUACUUCCUGUGCUGGCAAAAAAUUAUUGUGAUAUGGUGCAGAAGGAGCCUUUGGGGAAAGACACGCCCGAUUUCAUGAGGCGUCUUCUGGGCGCACUGAAACUGGGCAAAUAUUUGCUUGAAGCUGGCUGGGCCCGAUCCAGCGUAAACGUGUUAACUAUUGCGGAAGGCAUGAUCUCAUUAAUUGUCGACAACCGCUUUCAUAGAGAGCUUGAACUGGAUUGCACCCAACUCUUGUUAAGAUCCAAGGGUGGCUGCAUGACUGCGCAGGCCAAUGAAACUUGCAAUAAACUACUUUCGUUGGUUGAGAAUAUAACCGAUGAUGAUCUUCUAGUCAAGGCGUACCUCGAGGUGGCCAACCAUCACUAUCGCGCUGAACAAUUUGAAACAUGCCACGAAUGGGCUCUGAAAACAAUGGACAUGAUCACCGAUUCUACGGCCGCUGAGCACAUCAUAGAGGUACUUCAGCUGGAAGCUUUAUAUUGCUUUUCCAAGCAGCGCUACGAUCUGGGAAGCAUGCUGAUCAGUCAGGCCAUUCAGCGAGCUCGAACGCAUUUUGGAAACCAGCACCGCUUGUACGCAGAUGUCCUUCAUACUUACGGACAGUGUCUGAUGAAAAUGAAUGCAGUAUCGGAAGCCGUUUCAACAUUCAUGGAGCUGCUGGAUGUUACCAUCAAGCUGUACGGUCGACUUACUCCGCACGUGCCAAUCAUCCAGGGUUAUUUGGCAUAUGGAUUCUAUUUGCGAUCUCAAACCACCGGGAGAUUCGAUAUGGCCUUGGAUCAGAUUGAUCAAGCUACCAAGCUGGCCAAACGACUUAUGCCAUCGAACAAACAAGUGAUUGCCCAUUUCGCCAAAAUACGUGUGCUGAUUGUUAAAGGUUUCGAUAGUGUGGCUGCCGCUACCAAAGAACGGAAACCGAUGAAGGUGGAAAGCUAUCAGAGGUUCCACUUUUCGGAAAUUCGUGAGAAAUACUUCGAACUGAACGGGUCUUUCUAAAUCAUGUGCCAUGAUAUGUUAAUUUAGUUUAGAUUGAUUACGUUUGUUUCUUUCUUAUUAUUGCUUACGUUAAGCACUGUCGUAUGAUAAAUCAAAUGAUUAACGCAAAU